UCUGCUCGGUGUCCGAGAUUUUUGUAAUUUUUCCGCAAAAUUAUGCUGAAAAGUAGUGUGAAAACAUAUAAAUCAGCUAAAUAAGCAAACGGGCGUAAAGUAACAACUGAAAUUCAUUGCAAUUUGUGACAAAUCGUGCGAAUUAAUUGCAUCGAGAAGUAAUAACGUCGUGUAUUGAAGAACUCGUGAGCGUGUGUGAUUGUACGUGAGCAGUGCGUGAGCGGUGUGCGAACGAAACCGCAAAACAAAGCAUACGACGAAACAAAAACAACAACACACUACCUAUACAUAUUACAUGACAUACACGCACGUGUGCUGGUACGUGUGUUUGUGCGGAAUAAGCAAAAAUAAUUGUGUACACAUUUUUGUUGUUGUCUAACAGCACUAGCUUUGCGAUUUCAUUUGUGUUGCAGUUACAAACAGGACAACACAUUUCGCCAUAAAUAUCGUUCGGAUUCGUUGACAUUGUCUGCACGUUGAGACCAAACACGUGACUAGGCAAGGAAGCACCAAAGAGUUUCCAUCAACAAUAAACGGAGCGAAGCAGCAAGAAGUGGUACCUAACCUAAUAACUUAGGAAUAAUAUUAACAACAACAACAACAGGAAUAGGAGUAACAACGGCUGCAACAAUCUGGAGUAGAUUACGCUACUCUGGUUACGCCAUCGCCACUGAAGCACCAGCAAUAACAGCAGGAGCCUUAAAAAAACACGCUCGGCAUGUCCAGCAAGGAGGAAACUUCAACGAGUGGCGCCCCCGUCGCUGUCGCUGUCGCCGCUGCCACCACCACGUCAUAUGCCAAUGUAGUGCAGAAUUUGGACAGCAAGAAGUCGGCAGCUCUGCAAGAUGUCGUCGCAGCUGUCGACAACAAGGAGAAUCAACCCAAUUUAAAAACUUUGAAAUCAUGGAGUGAGGAAACAGCUGCAGCCGAAGCUGCUGGCGAGACUGGACUAUCAACAACUGUUGGCCUACCGUUGACCACCGGUGAGAAACGUGCCGCUCUCGGCACAGGCGACAAUACUGCGGAGAACUCUUCGGAAAUGGAUGAUAAUAAUGAUUUUGUGCCUGUUAUUUCGCAUCAUCGACGGGAUCGUAAGAAGGCACGCAAGGAUAAACCAACGCCACGUGAACAACGCGUAAGCGCAAGUGGCACUGGUCAGAAACAACAGCAGCAACAGCUGAGCAGCAAACGCAGCGUCAGUGGAGCUGCAGGAACUGGUGCCGGGCAGGAGUUGGGUGAACGUAAACAAAAUUCACGCCAACGUCCAGCACGUGGUGGUAGUCCACGCAAAACAGCUGCAGGUGCUCAGACUGCUGGAGGUGCAGGUGGCGGUAGUGGUGGUGGAAAGAUACAAAGGGAUCGCAAGCUGGACGCCUCACCCAGCGCUAGUCUGGAAGCGACUAGCAGCGGCAAUGAGGCUAAAUCUGGCGAUGGAGAUUCCCAGACGCUCAGCACAACGGCGCCGUCACAACCCAAACGCUUUGUAGCGGCCCCGCCGCCAAAGGUCAACGCUUGGAAGAUAUCAAAACAAACAGUGGGCAGUCCAAAAGCAACCAACACAUCGCCAUCAGACAAACGUGUUUUGCAGCCAAAGCCACAGCAGCAGCAGCAGCAGCAGCAACCACUAGCGAGGCAACCUGCCAGCAAUAACAAUAACAGCGCACAGAAUAUUAACGCGACGAGCAGCAGCAGUACCAGCAACAACAAUAAUAAUAAAAAGACACAACAACAGGCCACGCAGCCAAAUUUAAAAGGCGCAGCAGCAGCAACAACAACAACAGCAGCCGCAACAGCAACUGUCGCCGCUGCAACAGCAACAAAAACAAGCGAAGUCGCUUCAACAACUGUUGAUGCCAGUACUGCCGAUGCGUUUGCCAGCUCAGUGGUAAAGGACAAAAAGAAGGUCAAUCAGAAGGCCAGCGACUUUAGCAACAUCGGCGAUUGGCCCACACUUAUUGGCGGCGUAACGGGCAGUGGCAAACCCACUAGCAACGAAGCCAAACGUGCAACGAAAAAACAAAUAAAUAAAACCAACAGCAAUACACCCGCCAAUAACACCAACAACAAUAACGAUACAACAACAGCACCAAGCAGCAGCAACAGCAAAGCUCAAGCUGCAGCCACAAGUGCAACUGUCGCUAGCAACCCCGCUGACGGAAGCGUUGUCACAUCUUCCAACAACAACAACAGCCAGAAUAGCUCAUCAGUUGGUGCAACAGCCAGCACGAGUCAUGAUGCCAAAAUCCGAGACGCCGAACAGUCAAGCGGUGACGGAGCUGCUUCAGGCACUCCAAGUGCCCUCCCAGCUGCCAGCGCAGGCCCGAACGGCAUCAAUAAAAAGAUACCCAAGCACAAGUGGCGUCCAUUGCACAUCGAUCUGGCCAAAUCUAGUCGGCCCAAGUCACUUGGCGGACGCCCCAAUCGUCGGUUCAGCGGCGAUGUCAACGAUUCGCGCCGAUCAACACGCAUCUACCAUGAGCCGCGCGAGCGUGGCGCACCCGGAGCUUCAGCAGGUUCCCGCGGCCAUGGCUAUGGGCGGCAUUCGACGUACGCCGGCGCACGCUCGUCUGCUGCGCCUGAGCGUAUUGAUUCCUGGCGUAGCAGCGGCAGCACCGUCCCCGGGGGCGCCGCUGGACGGACAGAAGAACGUGACUACGAGCGUUCCGCCACCAGCGGCGGUGGCGGCGGUAUCCGCGGGCCCCGCCGCUUCCGUACGCCGUACAGGGGCGGGCGGCAAGGGCGCGGUGGAUUCACAAGACCGGGACCAGGUCGUUCGUCUCAUCGCAUACCACGCCAUCUGUUAGCUUCGGGCGAGUUUUCUAAUUAUCUGCCGGCGGAUGCUGCCGGUUCAGAUUCCUCGCAAUCCUAUGUACUCAUGGGCACCCAUUAUUUCGGUCCGGUACCGGCUGCGUAUAUUGAAAUGGACGCGACCAGCGUCAAGGAAGCCAUCAAGAAGCAAGUUGAAUAUUAUUUCAGUGCUGAAAAUCUUACUGGCGAUUUCUUUUUACGCCGCAAAAUGGACCCAGAGGGUUACAUACCGGUCACCCUCAUUGCCUCGUUCCAUCGCGUACUGGCACUGACAACAGAUGUGGCGCUCAUUGUGACCGCCAUUAAGGAUUCGGAUAAGCUAGAGCUGUUCGAGGGCUAUAAGGUGCGCACAAAGACGACACCAACCAUUUGGCCCAUCAGCGAUGUGCUGGAUCCCAAAGCAUCGCUGCUGGCAGCUGGAGCUGCCGGCGAUGAUGUGGCAACCAGUGGAACCACCACCGUUGCUGAGGUGGUGAAGUCGUCCUCGUCGUCGACGAAGGCAGCGACUAAAGAGACUGAUAAAUCAAAGACGACGACGACGAUAGAAAAAACGGCGGCCGAUGUGGUUGCGGCCGUGCCAGAUGUGGUGCCAGAGGUUGAAAUGGAGGCUUCGGCGGCGACCAUUUUGAGCGCUCCGAUGGUCACAAAACCACUGAGCAGCAUACCGCCGCCGCCGGUGCCGCGUAAUUCGCAGAAUUUGGUGCCCAAAAUGCUGCAGGAACAGAAGCAACGGUCGCCUAUGGCGGCAUUGAAUUCGGUAAAUGCGAUCAGUGCCUUGACACAGCAGGUGGAGGCGGGACAGAAGGGCGGAUCUGCGGCUCAACUGGCCGAUCAUUUGAGCGGCUUGGCGGAGAGUGUUAAGCCCAAAUCAAGUUCAACGCCCGAGAAGCAACGAACUGUGGUGGGCGGCGGAGGCGGUGGCGCAGUGACCACAGCUGGUUUGGGCAGAAAGGCAGUGACUGAGGGCUCGGGUGCGUUGCAUGUGGCAGAGCCUGAGGGCAUGUGGAAAGAGGUAAAGAGACGCUCGAAAUCAAAUGCUUUAAAAGAAACUACUAAAUCUUCCAACAACACGUCAACAACUACAACAACAACCACACAAACGCUUUCACAAACGCUCAACAACAACAACAACAAAAAUAAUAACAAUAACAACAAAUCGAACAACACCGCCAUCAAUUACUCGUCUACAUCCUCUGUUACAUCGAACGCAUCAAACGCAUCCAACGCCACAACAUCCGCAAAGACAAAAUCAACAACAACAAACAUCAACGCUAUCAACAACAACAACAACACACUCACUUCUGCCUCAGCCACUGCCACCGCCACCGCCACAAAUGUCCAUGUCCACGCCCACGCCCACAAUGCCACCACCAACAAAAACAAUAAAAAUAAACCAUCUGCCAAUGCUACUUCUUCAACUGCUUACUCGACCUCCUCCUCCUCCUCGUCCAAAACAGUUGCUGCGCCAUCCGCUCAGCCCCAUGCCGAAAAGGAAGAACUAGACUUUCAAUUUGACGAAGAGCUCAUGGACCCCAUACCCGCCACCGGACGCAUCAAUAACUUCACCGAAAAAUUCUCUGACGACGACGACGACGAAUCCGACUACGAAUUUGCCGAUCGUGACAUCAAUAAGCUGCUAAUUGUUGCCCAAGUAGGUCGCGCCCCCAAACAUGAGGGCUACGACCGCACCGCCGAUUAUACAUCCCGUACAAAAAUCACCCAAGACUUAGAGAACAUUAUCAACGAUGGUCUGGCCAACUAUGAGGAGGAUCUAUGGACCACAUCGAAUGUGGUCACCAACGAUUAUCGCACCGUCAAUAUCAUCUCGCAGGAAGACUUUGAGAAAUUGGCGGCCAAUAGUCGUUUGCGUCCCAAUGCAGCUGCUACUUCCACGACCCAACCACCACCGCCACCACCCACAUUUGUCGACGAUGAGAACAUGCUUGACAAUACGCUCGAUCACACUCUAGUUAAUACCACACUCAACUCAACGCUCAACUCGACGCUCAAGUCGCGUCGCGCUCGCUUCUAUGCGGCACCCAACACACACUCCAUCGAUCCACGGACACCGCGCAAACGCAAGCUGCGUCACACCUCGAAUCCGCCUGUGGAAGCACAUGUGGGCUGGCUCUUGGAUACGGUGGAGCAUCGUCCCCGCACCACCUCUAUGGGCUCUUCUGCAGGCACUUCCCCGACUACCUCCUCGUAUGGAUCCUAUGGCUCAUCGGUGCCGCAAUCGUUGCCCGUAUUCCAGCAUCCAUCGCAUGCGUUGCUCAAGGAGAACAAUUUCACACAGCAGGCGUACCACAAGUACCAUUCGCGCUGUCUGAAGGAGCGCCGUCGCCUGGGCUAUGGUCAAUCGCAGGAGAUGAAUACACUGUAUCGCUUCUGGUCCUUCUUCCUGCGUGAGAAUUUCAAUAAAAGCAUGUACAACGAGUUCCGCACGCUGGCGCUAGAAGAUGCUGGCAAUGGGUUCCGUUACGGUCUUGAGUGCCUCUUCCGUUUCUACAGUUAUGGGCUGGAGAAAAAGUUCCGACCAUAUAUCUAUCAGGACUUCCAGGACGAAACAAUUGCCGAUUACGAAACUGGUCAACUGUACGGCCUUGAAAAGUUCUGGGCUUUCCUAAAGUACUUUAAGAAUGGCGAGAAACUCGAUGUGCAGCCCAAACUAUCAGAAUAUCUGAAGAGCUUUAAGACAAUCGAAGACUUUCGUGUGGUGGAGCCCGAAAUCAAUGAGAUUUUGCAGGGUGUGGGCAGCCUAAUUCCUAAUCGUCAGCUGAACCGACAUCGCAGUGUCUCCGAGAGCGAUGGUACCGCUGUUAUUGCAUCUGGUGGUCGACGCUUGAACACAACCAUAACCAAUCGUAGCGACUAUGUGGGUCGGUUACUCCAGCAACAACAGCAGCAGCAGCAGCAACAACAACAUCAGCAGCAGCAUCAGCAACGACAACAACAACAUAAUCAACAGGGUGGCGGCGGCUAUGGCCAACAGAAUAGGCGGCGCACGGGCAGCUUUGGAAGCAGCACGGUGCGCAUACGCAGCGGCUCCCUAGGCAACAAGCCACAGGUGGCGAAUCGUAAUUAUCAGCAGGGCUCGCAGCAUGAGCUGCGACGUGGCGGCAGCAACUCAGGCCUGGUGCCGCACAAGCGCCAACAACAGCAACAGCACCCGCAACAGCAGCAGCAACAGCAACAAAAUAAAUCAAAGGCGCAGGGCGCUAACACAACAGCGAUCAGCAAUAAUAGUCAGACAAAUGCCGUGCGCGCAUCCACAUCCGCGGCGGCAGCAACAGCGGCAGGAGUGGGAGUAGGAGCAGGAGCAGGAGUGGUUUCGUCAUCGUCAUCGACGCAGAAAUAGCUUGCAUAAUGCAUUAUAAUGCACAUUAUAAUAAUUAUUGAUUUGAUUAUCGUUAAGUUUAUGACCAUAUUAUGUUAGUUAGUGCGUUGUGUCUUGAAACAUUGCAAACUGGCUUAGUUUAUAAUUGCAUCUUUAUUAUUAUUAUUACUAUUAUGAUUAUUAUUAUUGUUUGCGCUCUUCUCUUCUCUCCUUUGUUUAUUAUUAUUUCCCUUACUAGAGUAGUAGUCGAGUCAAACGUAAAGCGAUGAGCAUUAGUUAGCAUUAAAUUGAUUAAGUAAAUUUUUGAGAAUUUGUUUAUUGCAAUUGCUGGACGUUGGUUAGUUACUUCGAUGAUAUACAAUUUUAUUUUGUUUGUUUUCAAUAUAGAUAACUACUGAAACGGUUGCUUAUCAAAUGCUCAAUGUUUGUUGUUAUUAGCACACACACACACACACACAAACACUCACACACACACACACACCUCAGUGUUGUCUGUCUGUACCAGUGCCAAGCGCAGUGAAGCCAAUAAGAAUUCUACAUAACAACAACAUCAACAACAGGAAGGAACAUUUCUAGUUGAACUUUGUUAAUUGAGAAAAGGGAUGAACUCUUUUUUUUUAUAUAUUACUAAGCAUGUAACAAGAAAGGGAAUUCGUAUAUAAAUAUAUACAUAUAUUACCUAACGAAAACUAAAAGUAAAACGAAAUUACUAUUACAAAAACCAAAUGAUCUUGAAUAUUGCAAAAAUUAACAAACAAACAAAAAAAAAAAACAAUUAAAACAAUGUAUGUAAAAAACAAAACAAAAAAAAAACAAACAAAUUAUAUAUGUGUAGCGCAGACUACAGUGAAUUAUAGCACCUAAUAAAAAACAUUUAAGAAUAAUUUUGUUCGAGCCUAAGCGCAAAACAUAUAAUAUUGUUAAUAAACUUAAGUCAAGGCAAGUCAAACUGAACACAUUAUAAUCGGCGAUGGCACAUAUUACUAUGCAUAUGUGUGUAUAUGUGUAUGUGCAAGGAUAAUUAAGAGGCAUGCGGGGCGCAACUGCAAACGAAUUUUAGUUAUUUAAGCAUUUAAACGUGUAAAUCGUGCAUCUAAAACUCUUGCUAUGACAAUUAACUAAAGUCAUCAACAACGAAAAGUGUUUUGGUUUUCGCUUUUAUUUGUAUUCUUGUUAAACUCUCUCUCUCUAUCUCACACGCACACACACUCUCUUUGCCAUUAUCUUGGCCAGCUUCAAUCAGUUAGUUGCUUUUUAACUUCUCAACUAUUCAAUGCACUGCCUGGUUUUUCCAAUCAAUCAAUCAAUCAGUCAAUCACCUCACCAACCUCUAACUAAGCAUUUAAGCAAAUAGUCGCACACAUUUUCAAAAUCUUAGUUACUUAAAACAAAGCGAGUUCACCCCCUCCAGAAAAAAACAAACUUUAAAAUCAAAACAAAUCUGAAAAUAAUCGUUGUCCAAAAAAAAAGUUUAAAACUUAUAAAAAAUCAAAUGCAAACUAAAUUUAAAACAUAUGUGAGAAGUCAAGUGUAAGCUUAAUACUGAUAAUUAUAUAUCUAUAUAUAAAUAUAAACAUUAAAAAUAGAAGCAUAUUUGAAAGAUAAGUGAAAAGUAAUCAUCUAAUAUCGGUGAAGUUUGUUUGAUGCGCAGUUUGGAAAACUGACGCCACACCCCAUUUCCACACCCAUACCCCAUACAAAGAAUAUUCAAAAUACACACACCCACUAACCACAUUUGAUUCGUACGUGGAUGUAAGAAACAAUUUGUCAAUACUUGAUAUUUUUUAACAUUCAUUAUUUGUACAUACUAUUAGUUCUGCUUUUAAAGUGUCGCCCUCACACACUCUCAUUUGACAUGAAAGAAAAUGCUUUGCCAUGAGCUUAUUAAACAUAUAAACAAAACAAAAAACCACACACACACACAUAUAUAUAUAUAUAUAUAAAUAAAUAAAUAAAUAAAUA
Molecule: messenger RNA, 8107 nt
Organism: Scaptodrosophila lebanonensis
Lineage: Eukaryota; Metazoa; Arthropoda; Insecta; Diptera; Drosophilidae
Gene: larp
Product: la-related protein 1
Exons: 8
Coding region: 719-6166 (1815 amino acids)
Biological process (GO): mRNA stabilization
Molecular function (GO): RNA cap binding
Source: RefSeq, a predicted model, not a curated record